Messenger RNA from Gopherus flavomarginatus (Mexican gopher tortoise), 4393 nucleotides. RefSeq names its product synaptophysin like 2 (gene SYPL2). NCBI's taxonomy places the organism in Eukaryota, Metazoa, Chordata, Testudines, Testudinidae. Gene Ontology annotation, cellular component: synaptic vesicle membrane; synaptic vesicle. The record is from RefSeq and is a predicted model, not a curated record. The transcript is spliced from 6 exons. Bases 181 to 948 code for a protein of 255 amino acids.
GCGAAGCGCAGGAGGCAGCAGCCGCCGGCGGCAGUCCCGGAGCAGCGCCCCCCGGACAGCCCCCUCUGCGCCUGGGCUCAUCCCCAGCCCUCCUCUCCGGCUCCCCGCAGCCCAUCGCCCUGCAAGGGUGCGCUCCGCCCGGCGACACACGCAUCGGCCAGCCCUGCCCGCAGCCUGGACAUGUCCGAGCCCACCGCCCCGGCUGGUGACAAGGAGCCCGGGCAGCAGGGCCGGCGGCUCUUCGGGCUGCGCUGGGGCCGCCUGGAGGAGCCCCUGGGCUUCAUUAAGGUGCUGCAGUGGCUCUUUGCCAUUUUUGCCUUUGGAUCCUGUGGCUCUUUCAGUGGGGAGACAGGGGCUACUGUGAAAUGCAAUGAUGACCUGAAAGAGAUGACUGCCAUCUCUGUCCAGUUCGGAUACCCUUUCAGGUUAUCCAGGAUUCCCUUUGAGAUGCCUGUCUGCGAGGGCAACGCCACUAAAAGAACUCUGCAUCUCAUGGGGGACUUCUCGGCCCCUUCUGAGUUCUUCGUGACCCUGGGAGUCUUCUCCUUCCUGUACAGCAUGGCAGCCCUGGUGAUCUACCUGCGAUUUCACUCCCUUUACAUAGAGAACAAGAGGCUUCCCUUUGCGGAUUUCUGUGUGAGCGUCUCCUUCACGUUCUUCUGGCUGGUGGCGGCUGCAGCCUGGGGCAAAGGCCUGUCAGACGUGAAGGGGGCCACGCGGCCGUCCAGUCUCAUCGCCGCCAUGUCUGUGUGCCAUCUCAAACAGGCGGUGUGCAACGCUGGGGCCACGCCGGCCAUGGGGCUGGCCAACAUCUCCGUGCUCUUUGGCUUCAUCAAUUUUAUCCUGUGGGCUGGAAACUGCUGGUUUGUGUUUAAAGAGACCUCGUGGCACGCGCAGGCCACCAACAAGGAGAAUUCUGCUGAACAGGGAGCCAUCGACAAGCAAUAAAGGCCCUCUCUGCCUGCCCACCCCCUUCGAGACCUUCUCCCACCCUGGACAGCCGGUACCUUGUCACAUACAUGCCUUCAUCCCAGCGCUGUGGGACCGUGUUCUGUGCAAGCUCCAUCCUCAUGUUGGCAUCUCUCCUGAGCAUUCUGGGAUGCCCGCCUAUGAGUGACUGGCAGGCGGGAGUCCUGACUCGGUCCCAGGUAUACAGAACUCGUUGCAGACUCCAAGGUUCUGGUAGCAGGGUUUAUUAAUUUUGUUAAUAAGUGUAAUUUAUUUGUUUCUGUGUUCCUGGCCCCCACCAGCCUGUGGCUGUGUGGAAUUGCUCUUCACAGCUGCUGUGAUGAGCCUAAACCAAUCAGGAGUUUAGAUGCCAUAGGAUCGGGUACGGAGUCACUUGCAGGUGAGAGUGGAUGUGCUGGGGAAACCUAAGACUGGGGCACUACAGGACCACCCCUCAUGCAAGAGCAUCCCUUACUGCCCAACCAUGGAAAGGCAGAGGCUGUCUCAGACCUCCCCCCUACUUGACUAUGAACAAGGGAGACAGACUAAGAUGCAGAAAGGGAAAGUGGAGAAUAUGUGUUUCUUGCUCCUGGGAGAAGGCCGGUAUAUUUGUCCUCUCCCCUUCUGCCUGCAGCAUUGUGUAUGUCCUGGAGGAGGCUGAUGGAGGGUUUUCAGCUGCCCUUGAACUCCGGUUUGGCUCAGCGGGAGACCACGCAUUAGGCCAGAUAAUCUAGUGUAGCAGCAGCUUGAUACGGGGGUGCGAUCCUGCCCUUGCCGGACAGUGCCCUAGGAGGGUUUUCCCAUCUCUGAUCGCAAACACGGGCAAUGCUGGGGGUAGGCAGUUCCUUACUCAGAUCUCCAGAUCGUUCCUCUUCCCAAGACAACCCACCCUAUUAGCAGCUUUUGGUGCUCGUUCCCUCCCUCUCCUACAGCUGAGGAGCAGCCCCCGAUUCCUCCAAUCCCUCCUUAUAAAACCUCCGAGUGUGUGUGUGUGUGUCUGCUCCAUCGACUCCCCGAGAGGCAGCAGCAGGGGCUGACCCUCUCCAGUGUUCUGAGCCAAAGAGCUUUGCUUGCUUCUAGGAGACUUUUCUCACAGCCGGAGGAGCCACUAGCUGAGUUUAUGACCCUAGACGGAAGGAUCCAGAGCUGAGCUGUGCUGAUACCAGCACAAGCAGAAGGGAAGCUUUGUCCAAACAGAGCGUUCAGAUCAUCAUCAGUCUCCUUGUCUGCAGUAGUAAGGCCGUCCCCUUUCCCUGCUGGCACUAUACCAGCUGCUUCUACUAAGUCCUGUCCCUGGAGCCCAGCGACACUGAUUGGUGACAGAACCCCUGAACAGUACUGUCAUCCCCCCUGGCCACUGGGGCACGAGGCAGCUGGCCCCGAGCCCAUUGGCAUUUUAACCUCUGACCCCCCCAAGGUGCUGUGUGCUCCCGGAGCUGCUGGGCAGAGUGGUAGCAUGGCAUCCCAGGUCCCAAAGACAGCCCUGCUUUGUUCUUGGAGAAGGGGCUUGUUCAGCAGCUGCUUUAAUGCCCUGAACUCUGUAAACCCCUCUGAGCUUCAGGGCAUUGCUCUGUUGCAAAGGGCUUGCUGCCUCCCCUACAGACAGGUGAGAGCUUUGGUUCAGGGGCCCGGGGAAUCCAGACGCCUCGCUGACUCUUCUGGGCAUCCUCUCUCUCUUUCCUCCCUCUGCCCCCCACGAUGAGGGUGCCUCCCUUCUGCUGAAGGAGAGACCGGCGUUAGUGGUGCUUUGUUAGCUGGGGACCUUCUCUUCAGCAAAGACCUAAUUCCUGCAUAUUCUGUAUACUUCCCCUCCGCCAGCACCUCUCGCCCCUCUAUGGCAGCCAGGCUCUGGCCAGUUGUAGGGAGCCUGUGCGGUCCCUGCCCCAGAACUGCAGGGGGCUGAGCCCCACAAAGCUGCGAUGCCCAGUUCCCUGCAGCACAGCCCCAGUCUACAUGCUGUGGUCCUUACUGUGGCCAUUGGAUGCCCUGCAGGACAAGAGCAUUGACCAAACUGUUACUGGAGGGCUACCCCCUCCCCACCCAGGCUUCCUGGGCCGAUUUCUGUCCUUGAGUUCCUAGAGGUAUAAACCUUCAUGUUUCCAGGGGGAGAGACAGCUCAGUGGUUUGAGCACCGGCCUGCUAAACCCAGGGUUGUGAGCUCAAUCCUUGAGGGGGACAUUUAGGGAACAGGGGCAAAAAUCUGUCUGGGGAUUGGUUCUGCUUUGAGCAGGGUCUUAGACUAGAUGACCUCCCAAGGUCCCCUCCAACUCUGAUAGUCUAUGAUAAGCCACCACUAGCUGCCAAGGGUCAGGAAGAAGCUUCCCCUGUAGCCAGGCUAUUCCAUAAAUGUCCAGGAGGGGUUUUCUUGUACCUUCUUCUGAAGCAGCUGGUGCUGGGGACCAGAUCCCAGACUAGGCAGACCACUGGUCUGAUAAUUCCUACACUCCCAUGGUGGCUCCAAGAGCACCAGGACAACCAAAGCACCAACACACCACUGCCACAUUUGGUUCCUUCUGCUUUGCCUGUGUCCCAGUUUGCUAAUUUGGGGGGAGAGUUGAAGCCAAUCCUCAGCUGCCAGGCUCCAUUAAAGUCAGAAAGUGACACUGCUUUAUGCUAGCUGAGGGUCUAGCCUUUGUGGAUAAGCCACUUCAAGGACCGAUGCUGCUCAGAUCUUCUCAGAGUACAGCGAUGGAAUGGCCUGGUCUUUAUUUUGCUUAUCAGUGAUUAGUAAUAAUGGCUCCAGAACCUGGGGGGGAGGAGAGGGCACUUCUCUGCAUUUUGUAACCUCAGCCCUCACGGGGAAGCGGGGGCUGGGAACCAUUUCUACUGUGAGGCUUGUUGUGUUCUGUGUUUAUUUAUUUUUUUGCUUUGGUGCUAAGGUUGGCACCUGCCCCUUUGCCCAGCACUAGGAGCAGCUCCUAUGCUAGCCUGCAGUCCUCCCACAUGGAUAACCCCCGCCCAGCUCAGGCAGCAGGCUCCAGGCCAGGGAUGUGCUCUCCUCAUUGGGCUCUGCCCUGUGACAGAGAUCCCAGAGGAGGGGUCCUGGGGUUAGGGGGAGAGACCAACCUUAGCUGGUGCUGGCUUUCCGUUUUCAUGUAGAAUCUCUUGGCUGGGGGUGGAGGCAGGCCUGGUGCCAGCAAAGGGCCCUGAAUGUGUGUGACUCUGCAGGGAGAGGGGUCACGGGAGGUGUGGGGGAGGAGGAGGAGGCAAUUGCUCAGAAACUCUUUUGGCCACUGUUAAAGCAACUGAUUACAGCAGGAGCUGAGAAGGGGGCAGUGGCCCAAUCCCAAGCUCUGCUGUGUGCGCCCUGGCACUGACUGGCUGCUUUCCAGCAGCCCCUUCAGCCUCCCCAGGCCCAGCCCGGCCCGGGAUUACAUUGCAUGGUUUUCUGGUGCUUGUUGUUAUGACUCUGAAUAAAAAGUGCAGUGAGGGUUUGAUAUGACAA